Messenger RNA from Gryllus bimaculatus (two-spotted cricket), 2929 nucleotides. Lineage: Eukaryota; Metazoa; Arthropoda; Insecta; Orthoptera; Gryllidae. The record is from the annotation of a GenBank genome assembly.
GCCGGAGUGCCUAGGCAGAGAGUAUAUAUCGUAGUAUCGAGAGUACCGGAGUGCCGAGGCUUUUAAGCAUACUAGCGAGGCUUUUAAGCUCUGGCUUAGCGUCGUCCGCAGCUGAUACCAAUGUUGCUUUCGGAGUCGCGCCCACGUUUUGCCUUUCAGUUUGCACUCUAUAUCUGAAUGUCUUUACUGAGUGAAGCACGAUGCGAUUAUGUGUAUAACGGAUGUCUUCAACAGACGCGACAUUUUUUUUUUUUUUUGAAACCCGUCGCUGUGAUUGUGCCAUCUCGCUUCAUUCCAAGCACUUUAAACAAUCAACCCACUGCAUCCAAAACUGUAGUAGAUUUUGCUAAUUCAUGAACUGCUGAGGCGUCAUCCAUUCCAGCAACUAAUGAUCUCAUUAGUUUAUUCCUAUUCAAGAUUUUGAACAUACGAAUUAUUCCCUGAUCCAGGGGUUGCAAGCAAGAUACCGUAUUUGGCAAAAUUAUUUUAUUUCUACACUUCAAAAUUUUGCGUUGCAAUACAUGGAGCAUUAUCGACGAUGAGUAAAAUCUUUUGCAUAUUGCAUUUUCGUGUUCAGUUUGUGCAGCCUUGUACGAAAAAUUUCACACGUUAUCCAUGCUUUUUUUGUUGGCGAACCAGAAUAUGUUUAAAGCAUCGUAGACGCAAUGUAUGGAUAACAAUUGGCGCAUAACGCAAUUGUUUGUAUCUACAUUGCUAACUAACCACCCUUCUUCACUGCAAGCUUAUUGCGUAUCGGGUAUUGCUUUAAAUAGAUGGCCUCACUCAUGCGGCAUAUGUUACAUGGCACGUAUCCUUUGGUAAUAACGGAAAUUCGCGAUUUCCUAUCACUAGUCAUAUUUUCAUUGACUUCACCGCUUUUGACACUUAACACUUCAAAACACAAUGUUGCGGCGAACACGAAAACUGACCAACCAUUCACUAGCACUAAAAUUUCGACUCCACGGUCUGAUAGGAUUCGAAGAGCUUUUCCUUGUAUCUUUAGCCCAUUUCAGGGAGGUCCUGAAUUUUGAGGUUUGAAUGAGCACGAUUGAACCAUUGUAAAGAAACACUGUAAUGCCUUGUAAGGCAUUACUUCUCUUCUUAGUGUCCUUAUUAACGUUAUCAAUGUGUCAAGUACCGAUCCCGAUAAUCAAAAAUUUACCGUAUCUGACUUUUACCAGAUUAACACCUUAGUUAACUUUCACUGCGAUUUUCCGUUUUCGCUUUCUCUUAUCACUGAUAAGCGAGUUUCUUUUGACGAUUGAAAGGGUGAAAUGGGAAAGGGAUUGGCCAGGGUGAAAUGAAAAUUGUAGCGAAAACAGGCAUUCCUAGUGCAGUCCCUACACAAUUAGCGGCAACACUACUCUGCGAAAGCACAUUAAGCGGUACAUUGCAUGAAGGAGAAAUCAGUGAACCUGCCUCCAAUGCCAUUCUAAGAAUAGCACACCCAAAGGGGCAGUUGUCUGCGGCGGUACCCCCUACCUCAUGGGAAACCGCCGGUUGCCACCAAGGCUGCAAGUUGCAGCUAGCAGAAAACGACAUACGACAAUGAAAAACAUUUCUCCAUAAUUGGAUAAAAUGGUCACUUUAAAGGGGCAAAAGAUUUUGUUGAGGAAUUGAAGGUCGUUCGUUGGGAAUAGGAGUGGUCGAAAUAGAGGGACUUUCUAAGCAUUGGUAUUAUGGGAAAAACAUUCCGUCCCGAAAAAAGUGAUCGGGAAGAGGGGUUUCACUUUAUUUAUAACUGAGUCCUGUGUCAGAUGAACAGAGAGGCCAUGUGAAGGAAUUGAGUGUGUGUUGCAGGACUACCCUAUAAGGUAACGCUGUGAACGGUUUUAUGUUGAGGUAGCUGGAAGAACUUAAAGAGACCCAAGUUGAACUGAAGGCACUGAGAGAGGAGACAGAGCAGCUGCGCCACAAGCAAGCAGUGCAGGACGAGAAGCUGGCUGAGAAGCACAGUGCACUUCAGGAGAAGGCAUCACGCGAGCGUUUCCUGGAAGAGUGCAUUAUGUUGGAGACACAGGCCACGGAAUCUGCAGCAGAGCUUAUUGACCUAGCAGUUCAAGUAGAGAAACAGCACAGUCGUUUGCUUGAGAGCAACACCCAAACAGAGCCUGUGUUAAGGAAGUUUGAAGCUGUGAUGAAAAAAGAGAGUCAAUUGGAGAGUAGAAAGGCGGCUUUGGAAGAAGAUAUUGUAGUUCAACAAAAGAUCUUAGCUGAUUCAGUGAAGGAGAGGAAAGAACUUGAAAGGAACAUUCAAGACAUUCAGGGCGAAGAGUUCAAACAUCUACAAAAUAUUCUUUCUUUGGAAAAGAAAUUUGAAGAAGUUACGGGAAAAAUUCAGGAGACAAAAGAAGAGAUAUCAUUGACGAGUGAGGACUUCGAACAGGAGAGAAAGAAAUUAUUUGAAAAGGCUGCCGGUGUAAAAGCAGAACUGAAAGCAGCUAUGUACCAUGAUCAGGACCAGAUUUAAUAAAUUAUAUAAUAACAUUUGUGCAUCUGCUUGGUGUUUUUUUUAAUAAAGUCAAGAUUUGUUGAAAAAAUAAAAUUAAUUUUGUACUUAAUUUGCCCGUGGAGAUCAGUGAUCACUUUCUUAAACUUAUUUUUAUACUUUAAUCCUAAUGAAUAUGUUUUGCGUAAGAUCUGUGAUCAAUUUCAAUUAAGUUGUCAUACAUACUGGAAUGGAAUUAAAAAAUGUAGUUAAUUACUGGUUUGUUUGUUGAAAAAUAUACAGACUACUCUAAUACAAAGAUUAAUAUCUAAACAAACUACUGUCUGUUGGUAUGUAAGAAUUAUACUUUUGUUCAUGUUCAAAUUUGCAUAGCUUUGUUACAAGAUUUCUUAAUAGCAAACUUGUUAAUCAAAGUGCUUUUAUUGUAUUUGCGACAAUACAAAGUAAACAAAGUGAGUUCAGCUAUAAUUGAAAAAUACU